UAAUCCCCACUUUCUUCUCUCUUUGUGUCAUUCUGGGUCGAGUCGCUGCAUGGAUCUCCCUAAGCAUGUACCACUGAAUCUCCCAUCUUUCCUCCAUCAUCACUGAGAGGGGCGAUCGCGCAUCGGACGGCGUCCGAGUCGCCAUAAGCUGUCGCUAUCGAUAAAUUCGAAAACCGUCGCGCAUAUAUACCCUACAUCAAUUGAAACAGAUCAAUCAAUUGUCAACAGAAUGGAAGAGGAUGACGAUCGCGAUCUUGCUGGCUCGCAAGAUGGAAGCUCGGAUAAUGAAAUGGACGACGCGCUUCGAGACGCUGACGACGGGGUGAACGAUAAUGAGCCCGAUGUUGACGCGGAUGGAGACCAGGAUGCAGACAGUCAGUCGAAUGCGAGCCAUGCCUCUGACAAUGCUCCUCAGCCCAACCCCGACGUGAGGAUGACCCCCCCUGGGGCCGCGACGGCACCCACUCCUAUAUCCGCCUUCCAUCCCAGCGUGCGCCCCGAGUGUCUCACCGCCUCUACCUACGAUAUCGUUCCAACGACGGCUGCGCCUCACAGUACUUCAAUCAAUGCUAUAACCGCGACGGCGGAUAUGAGAUGGGUGUUCAGCGGAGGCUCGGAUGGAUACGUGCGGAAAUUCAACUGGGUGGAUUCGAUCAAUGGCAAAUUGAUGUUGACGGUAGCGCAACGGCACCCGUUCGUGGAUAGUGUUGUCAAAGCCGGAUCCCUAAUGACAUACUGGGAGAGCAUGGAUAGCAACCAUAUAUCCCCCGUCUACUCAUUGGCCAGCCAUAGCGAAGGACUGUGGCUCUUGUCGGGCUUGGAGUCCGGGACCAUUCGACUACAAUCGGUUCGCCACGAGGAGGGAAGGGAGAUCGCUCUUCUGCAAAAGCACAAGUCGGCUGUGUCGGUGUUGAAUCUGACAUCCGACGAAAAGUCAGUCCUCUCCGGAAGCUGGGAUAAACGGGUCUUCGAUUGGGACCUGAACACGGGGCAGACGAGGCGCACGUUCGGGGCCAGCGCGGGGCAAAUAUCCGCCCUUGAAAUCCGGCCAGAGUCCAGUCUCCCGGUCCCCAGAGACACGACCGACCUCCCUCAGACCAACGGCACCUUUUCUUCCAACAACCAAGCCAGUGGCGGCGCCGACAGUUUCAGUUUCAUGGACACCUCCAACGACCAGGGCGAAAUGGGCGACGCAAACCCGCAGGCGGGCUCGCCAGCAGACUCGCUAUUCGGGGGAGCCGAUUCAUUAUUUGGCGAUGGGGAUGGAAACGGCGGCGAAGGUGCAGGAGCAUCGACCAAUGCAUUCGGCAUAGACGAGGAUGACGAAAUUGGGAAAGCUCUCGCCAACGAUGCCCUCCCAGACGCUGACGCCCAGGGUGAGCCGGACGAACCGAUGGGAGAACAACAACAAAACGGCAUUGCACAACCCCAGCCUGCUGCACCUGCAAACGACACAAUAAACCCCGAAGCAAACGCCCCCAACACAACAUCGCAACAGCCACAGGGCUCAGAUCUUCCAGACGGGUCCUCCCAGCCGGCAGUUAACGGACUUCCCCACGCGGAAGAACUCGAACCAUCCUCACAAGGCCAGGACUUCCCCCUACCAACACAGUCGGAGGCCAACAUCGGUCCCGACAACAUUUUCCUCGCGGCCUCCAUCGACGGUACAGUCCGGGUCUGGGACCGACGACUGCAAGACCCCGUCGCUCGGAUCAUAUCGCGCAAUUCGCCCCCAUGGUGCAUGAACGCGUGCUGGUCGCCAGACGGCAACAACAUCUACGUCGGCCGGCGCACAGGCACAGUCGAGGAAUUCAGUCUCCACAAGGGCCUGCGUGAUCCGGAGCGCAUCUUCAAGUUUCCUCAGGGGAGUGGCCCAGUGACGGCACUCAGAGCGAUGCCCAACGGGCGACACAUUGUUUGCGCAUCCCACGACAUCCUCCGCCUCUACGAUCUCAAACACGAUCAAGUUACUCGGCACUCGACCGUCCCCUUCCUCAUCAUCCCGGGCCACCGCACAGGCACCGUCUCCCAGCUAUACCUCGACCCCGCAUGCCGGUUCAUGCUCUCCACGAGCGGUAAUCGCGGCUGGGAGGGUAGCACGACUGAAGUUCUCCUGGGAUAUGAGAUUGGUGUGCCGCGGUCGUAGCAGCGUCUCGUACACACUAUGCUAGGAUGAAGCGACACCACUCCCACCUUUGCGGACUGGACAUUCUGUCUCUGGCCGGCUUACUCUUCUCAUAUACUCAUCAAUCAAACAAUAAAAAAAUGAUGGCUGCGUGUGUUCACGGGGGAUUGAGCAUUCCAGUGCAGUCAUUCUAAUCUUCAUCAUGGUUGGCAGUAGCGUUAUAUCCUUAAAAUUUCCCUCUGCCCCCAUUCUCCCCCCAUGCCGCCACUGCGCUGCUUCUGCUCUUUGUUGGCCAAUACCACCCUAGCUAAGGUAU
Molecule: messenger RNA, 2441 nt
Organism: Aspergillus candidus
Lineage: Eukaryota; Fungi; Ascomycota; Eurotiomycetes; Eurotiales; Aspergillaceae
Product: transcription factor
Exons: 3
Coding region: 230-2146 (638 amino acids)
Biological process (GO): regulation of transcription by RNA polymerase II; chromatin organization
Cellular component (GO): SAGA complex
Molecular function (GO): TBP-class protein binding; transcription coregulator activity
Source: RefSeq, a predicted model, not a curated record